UCUGAAGCAAAGAUUUGAGUUCCCAGUUACCUCAUCCAAGCCCAGGCUGUUCGGAGUCUGGUGGCUGCAGUGCUGAAAGAGAAAGGUCAGAAUGAGAAGAUCGGACAGAGCUCCGCACAGAGCCCUGCUCUGGAGGCGCUGUGGGAGCAGUGUUGCAGUGAGUCUCCAUUGGUGCGCUCGGCCUGCUGUGACGCCCUGGUGCUGUUUGUGGAACAGGGACACGCCGACCUGCAACACACACUCAACAGCAUCCUCAACCUGCUGCCGUCCGCAAGGAAUGUCCAGGGUCUGAUAACCGUGACAUCCAGACUGCUGCAGCUGCAGCUCAGCCAGGGAGACAGAGGAGCAGCAUUCACCUGUCCCUACUCCAUCAGUGAGUGGCCAGUCUGUCAUGAAGAGUGAAGAUGACGGAGGGUCUGAAGCAAAGAUUUGAGUUCCCCAGUUACCUCAUCCAAGCCCAGGCUGUUCGGAGUCUGGUGGCUGCAGUGCUGAAAGAGAAAGGUCAGAAUGAGAAGAUCGGACAGAGCUCCGCACAGAGCCCUGCUCUGGAGGCGCUGUGGGAGCAGUGUUGCAGUGAGUCUCCAUUGGUGCGCUCGGCCUGCUGUGACGCCCUGGUGCUGUUUGUGGAACAGGGACACGCCGACCUGCAACACACACUCAACAGCAUCCUCAACCUGCUGCCGUCCGCAAGGAAUGUCCAGGGUCUGAUAACCGUGACAUCCAGACUGCUGCAGCUGCAGCUCAGCCAGGGAGACAGAGGAGCAGCAUUCACCUGUCCCUACUCCAUCAGGAGCUUCCCCCACCCCUUCAUCUCUCUUCUGGAGAACCGGGCUGACUGCUGGCCCUUUCUGCUUCAGGAGAUCCAGGAGUACCUCCAGCAGGCCACACUCAGGGGUGAAGUGGAAUACGUGUCCAUGCUGGCUCCGUUCCUGAGGUACCUCUACUGCGAACCCCAGAGGCUGCCAGAACAUGCACUCCUGCGACACAGCCUCCUCAAGGUGCUCCUACCUGCACCAGAAGGCCCAGUACUUGGGCCGGGAAGCCUAGUACCUCCACCAGGAGGCCCAUUACCUGUGCAGGGAAGCUUAGUACCUCCACCAGGAGGCCCAUUACCUCUUGCGAAGGAGGGCCCCAGCAUGGAGGUCACCUGCAGUGUUGUCCGGUGCCUCCUGGAGCUGGUCCCACACAUGCAGGUGGACAGUGUUGCGGCGGUGCUGGAGCUGAGUGGUCUGGUGGAGGUGCUGUUUCCUGUGAUGAUGCAGGACUCGGGGCUGUGGAGCAGGGAGCUCUCCCUUCUGGCAAUGCACCUCCUCUGCGCCUCCCAGCUCUGUCUGGGUCUGGGGGGAGACUGCCGCCCCCUCCUGCACUCCCUGCAGCGCCUCCUGCCCACCUGUGCACAGGUGGUGCCGUUAGAUCAGGUGUUGAUGGGGGUGUCUGUGCUCUUACUCCAUGCUCCAGCCUCUCAGCAGACUGCUCUCCUGGAGCUCGCGGUGUGUGUGCUGGGGGUGUGUGUGGAGCCCCCUGUGGGUGGUGGGGGGGUGCUGCGGCUGCCCCUCCUGCAGGUGCUAUCCUGCUGCAGCCUGAUGGAGGCGCUGUCCGACCCACACACUCGCUGCACCAACCAGAACCUGGCUCAACAGCUGCUCGACACGCUACAGGACCAGAACCUCAGAGCCACACCCAGCCAGAUGCCUGUGUUUGAGAUUCUUCCUCUGAGUGUGUGGCACAGUGAGCUGGCGGUGGCGUGUCGAACCCUGCGACGCAUCUCAGGGGUUGCCGAGGCGACCGUGGAGUGGCUACAUUCCGUUGGUUCCGCCCUGCCACUGAGCGAACGUGUCCCAGACACCCUCCCUCUGCUCCUCACCCACGCCAUCGUCUGUCACCACGGCGACGUCUGCCGCCUCGCCCUGGAGACUGUUGCCACCCUCGCGCGGGCUGACCCCACCCAGGUGCCCAGUGUGCUUCCUGUGCUGAUGUAUAAGUUGGGGAGGGUGUCUGAUCCAGCACUCUCUCAGUCUCUGCUCUACACCCUGCCAAAGCUGGCAACACAUAAGCUGUGUGUCCCUCAGGUGUUGCAUGUGCUGCAGACUCUAAGCAGCGCCCCCAAGCUCAGAGCUGUGGUACUGCGCCUCAUGACUGCUCUCUGGGAGAAACAGGACCGUGUGUAUCCCGACCUGCAGAGGCUGAUGGGUGUGCUGGAGAAGACCGCUGGCCUGCUGGGCAGGGAGGCCCAGUGGGAACAGGUGCUGGCGAGAGCUGCCUGCAUCAGAGACGUCUGUAGAGAGAGGCCGUACCAGCACGGUGGAGACAUGCUGGCUGCCAUCACACACACACUUACCCAGUGCACACGGAAAGACCAGGCCACACCCACCGCCCUCGCUCUGCAGGGGCUCCAGGAGCUGUGUCGAGCAGAGGUAGUGGAUAUUGGCUCCACGUGGAAGGCUCUCUCCCCACAGCUGAGUUGUGACACCAGGCCGCUAGUCCUGAAGGCCACAGCCGAGCUCCUGUCUCUGCUGCCUCAGCUGGCUGUCAAAACAGAGGAGUAUGAGAAACUGAAAGAGCAGGUGGUCAGUGUCCUGUGGGGAUAUGCACUCAGUCAGGAUCCUGAGGUGGCUAGAUGUGGCUAUAAGGCCCUGUCAGAGUUCUCAGAGGGAUGUCAUGUCAUCCUUCACCUGCCUGAAAAGGCACGGCCGGAGAAGAUGCAGCCUGACAGUGAGGACGAGCAGAGCAGAGAGACGGAGAGAGAGGAGGAUGUGAGUGUGCCUGGCGCCUCAUACAUCAAGCUCCUGGGACACACUCCUCUGGCUGUUCUACCUGCGCUUGAGCUCUUCCUGACGGGGCUGGUGAGGCAGGAGAUGAGCGUGAUGCCCCGCGGGGUGUACCACUCCGCCCUGCGCAGGGGGAACCUGCGCUCGGACCAGGGCAAGACCCUGGCGGGGGUGCCAGCCUUCAUGCUCAAGACCUACGAGAAGAACAAGCAGCCGGGGCUCAAGCCUGGCCUGUCAGCUGGCCUGCUGCUGUGCUUUGACCUGCCUAUACAGACGGACAGAGAUGGUCGGCCAAUCAGCCGCUUCCUUGUCAGCCGAGGCCGGAACUACCAGCAGAUGUUGGCAGCUCUCAUCCAUGAGGUGAAUAUCCAGCCGUCAGAAUGGCAUCGUUCUCUAUUGCGGCCUCAGGCCUGGAGGGGGUUCAUGAGUCGAGCGUACCACGCUGUCCUGCAGGGUCGUAAGGCUGAGCUGGAGAUGCAACAGAAGCAGGGGAAGGAGAGUCCAGAGGAGCUGCAGUACAAACAGCACUGCGCCUGGCUCUGGGUCAGAGACCAGCUUACUGAUGUGGUUAAAUCUGCGGCUAAAGAGAGCCCGGUGGUGCAGGGGAACUCCAUCCUGGCACUGAGCAGCCUGGCCGCCGUGCUCACCAAGUACGAGAGCAACCUGCCGGCCGACACUGAAGGAGGACUCGGGGCAGGGCCAGAGAUCCUGCCCACUGCUCAUUGGCUGGCCAUGGUGAUUGACACGCUCCUGAGCAUAGUGAGCAGCAGCUACAGGCCGAAGGGGCAGGUCUUCCCCUGGUUCCUGCACCGCUCCUACUCUGGUGAGAACACUGCCAGUGUGAUCGCUCGCUCGUGUGCAGCUCUUGGCCUGACGCUGCUGGUGCCCGUGCUGGUCACCUACCAGAGGGAGGGCCUGCCCGCCAUCCUGGCCCUGCUCAGAGCAGCCUUGCCUGGGCAGCCUGCUGCAGACGAGUCCCAGGCUCUACAGUUCCACACAGGCCUUGCUCUGGGCAUGCUGCUCGCUGCAUUACAGGAGGAGAGAAUCAGUGAUGUAUCUGGUCAGUGCAUGUCUGAGCUGCUCUCCUCAUCUCUGGAUGCUCUGGAGGCCUGCUGCUUUGACCCCAGUCUCGAGUACAAUGCGGGCUGUGUGCUGGGCACAGGGUUGGCUCUGUGUGCACUGGGUGGGGAGCAGCAGGCACGGCUGCAACUCUCCCUCGACAAGAUGCUGAGCGGCCUGCAGGAGGCCAGCGAGCAGCAGGGACGCAUGUCACAGGAGGUGCUGGCGUACUCUGUGGCAUGUGUGUGUGUGUCUGGAUUCAGUUCUGGGCAGGUCAGUGCUGGCAAGGCUGAGGAGAUCAUGAGCACAUUACGCAACAUGACGGAAGAGAGCCAACAGACCCCCGGCUUCGCCCUGGCUCUGGGCGUGGCAGUGCACGGUCUCUCCUCCUGUGGUCACGGGAAGGCAGAGGACAUCCAACCCCGCCUGCUGGCCGCCUGGACCAAGAUCCUGCUGGCAGAGGGUUGCCCUACCAUGCAGAGGCUUGCAGCUCUUAAUGGUCUGGUGGCUUUGGUUGGAUCAGAGGAUGCUCUCAUUCAGCUGAGGAGUGAGCAGGAGCAGUCCUCACAGCAGCAGGGCCGACUCAACGAGGUCAUAAGAUCCAUCACACAGGUGAUUUCCUUCUCUGGCGCGCUUGGGCUGCAGUCAAAUGGGGCGUGUCUGGUGGGCCACCUGCACCUGGCCCACAUGUCCUCCAGCCACACCCGCACCGCAGUUCCCCAGGAUUUCAGCUACUUGCCUGAGAAGAGUGUGAUUAGAGCUGCAGUGGACUACCUCACAGAGGCCGGAAAGAAAGGUCCUGAGGUCAUGACCCCUGAGCCGGUGAAGAUAGCUCUGUGCUCGCUGGCAGCGGUGGGCACGACCGUCCAGUACCCGCCCAUCAACUGGAAUGUCUUCCUCUCACCACUCAUGAGGCUCAACUUCGGUGAGGAGGUGCAACACCACUGCAUAGAGCUGGCUGCCAGCCAAGCCCAGUCUUCCCAGAGUGCUUCACUCUUCCUGGGGGUGUGGCUGGCUCCUCCCCUUGUCCACAGUUUGAGUGUGCGUACGCGUGCUCACCUGUAUGAGUGUGUAGGCAGCUGGAUGCGUCACGUGACUGAUGACAAGCUGCAGGUGUACGUAGACACUCUGGGGGUGCAGCAGUUCACCCCUGAUCUUCGACCCCAGCGCCUGACCUUGUGCCGGGCCGUCCUGCGUGGCCUGGCAUCAGCAAUGGCGCUGCCCAACCCGCCCCAGGCCUGCUGGGCCACCCUCUGCUCCGUCACCGAGAAGAUAUACACACUCCUGCCCUGCCACAUACAGGAUGCUGAUGUGGAGCUGUAUGAGGGCGUGGCUAAAUGCCUGUCUGAGAUGAGUGACUCUGAGAUUGACAGGAUCGCCACAGUCACAGAGGCCAGUGUGGAGAAGGCGCCCUUCACUCUGGCCCUCCUGGCCUCUCAGGGACGGGUGCCACUCCUGGGCCUCAACGAUGUCAUCAACGCCACCCUCAGGCUGGCCAAUAAGGACAGAGUGGGCUGGCUACUGCUGCAGUGCCUCUACCAAUCACGGUUCGCCUCAGGCCCCAACACAGGUGUAGCUAAGCGUAUGGAGUGGCUUUUGGAGUUAAUGGGCCACAUCCGGAAUGUAGCGUACGGAGCAACAACAGUGAAAUGUGACAGUAUUACAGAGGCUACAGACUUCCUGUUUGGAGUGUUCUCGGCAGCCCUGGUGUCGUGGGCCGACCUCUCCAUGCCCCUGCUGCUGGGGGUCAGGGCCCAGUGGUUUCCAUGGAAGCAGAGUGCGGUACAAGCAGGUUUGCCCCACGCACUCUAUGGCGCCCCCUCUGCCCAGGAGCAUGUACUGCAGCUGUGUCAGAUGGCACUGCCACACUGCAUGCCACAGCUGCUGGGAAAAGAGCCCUGGAAGGCCCAGUCUCAGAAGUUCAUAGAUUGGCUCUUCAGCAUGGCAGAGGCUCCAGCAACCGGCCUAUCAGAUCACACCAUCUUCAGUGCCAAAGCUGCCCUCCUCUCUCUGAAAGGCACCCCAGAGUUCAAGAAGAAGGGUGUAUGGACCAGAGCAUACGGCUGGUGACACACACACACACACACACACACACAUCAACUUCAUACGCUUACAACACACAAAGUAGUUGUAUCCUUAUAUGGCUGAUGUUCUGCAGGAGACACACACACACACCUCUUACUUGCCGUCCAGCUUGCUUAGCCUUUGCCGUGAGUCUUCACUUCUUCGUGCUGCGGUUUUGGCUGUGAACAAACCCAUCAUCGGUCUGUCCCUGAUGCUGCUGAACCUUACGCCGAGCCACGAAUGUGUUCUGUGGGCUCAGUACUGACCUGUGGAGCCAAUGAAGAAGCUAAGCACGGUCCUGCAGCUCUCUGCCCUCCGGCCCAUACCACCCCGAUGUCAUCACACACACACACACACACACACACACACACACACACACACACAGCGAGGCCUUUACCACACCAGUGUCAUUCCACACCCACACACACACAGAUGGCCUAAACCAAAGCUUUCUAGGCCCAUGAGGACUUGGACUCUGUGCUAAAUGUAUGUUGUGCCCUGAGCAUUCCCUUUGGCCUAUGUGUGACUGACACAAGAAUAAAAUAAUGCCUGUAAAACUC
Molecule: messenger RNA, 6451 nt
Organism: Clupea harengus (Atlantic herring)
Lineage: Eukaryota; Metazoa; Chordata; Actinopteri; Clupeiformes; Clupeidae
Gene: focad
Product: focadhesin
Exons: 47
Coding region: 405-5897 (1830 amino acids)
Biological process (GO): regulation of post-transcriptional gene silencing
Source: RefSeq, a predicted model, not a curated record